UGCGAUCGGAUCCUUUCAGCAAACCUCGCAUCUCUUGAGCAAAUCUUUACAUUUCUGAACAUCUCUAUUCACCUUUUUAACAUCUUUACCACUAAUCUGAGCAUUUUCCUGCACGAAUGUCAUCUUCUGAAGAAAUGCCAUUUUUCUCCAUCUGGGAUUAUUCCAGCUCUGGACCGCGGGUUGAGGCUGGUGACCUGCAACACCUUGUCCCGACUCCCCAUGUGUACCACCAGGAGCAGCACUUUACUCCCAGCACUCAGGGCCAGGUUUAUACCAACCUGCCUGACCAGCCGGAUUACGCAAGCUGGGAUUCGUCCAACUCUGGACCGUGGGUUGAGACUGGUGACUUCCAGCACCUUGUCCCUGCCCCCCAUGUUUACCUCCAGGAAGAGCAGUUCACCCCAAGCACUCAGGGCCAGGUGUAUUACAUCCUGCCUGCUCAGCCGGAUUACGCAAGCUGGGAUUCGUCCAACUCUGGACCGUGGGUUGAGGCUGGUGAUGUCCAACACGUUGUCCCUGACCCCCACGUUUACCACCUGGAACAGCAGUUCACCCCCAGCACUCAAGGCCAGGUGUAUUACAUCCUGCCUGCUCAGGUGUAUUACCCCAGCUGGGGCACUAUUUCCUGCUCUGGACCGUUGGUUGAAGCUGGUGACCUGCCACAUCCUAUCCCAUCCUCCCACGUGUACCACCAGGAGCAGAUAUUCACUCCCAGCGCUCGGGGCCAGCAGAUAGAGCUUCCAGGGAUGGCUGCAGUGUCAGAGGACCAAUAUUGCACCUUCAUGCCUGCUGGAGAGUAUCCUGUUGAUGGAUUGUACGGCCCUGCUGAUAUUCCUCCUGUACAAGAACAAGUCCUUCCUCCUCUGGACAAGCAGGAGCACACACUGAACUGGGGUCCUAGUAGAAGACAUCAGGGCCACAGAUCCACAGAUCCAAGUCCCUAAUGAAUGAAUUAAAUAUAGAUCUACAUCGUCAAAACAAAGCUUCCAAGAUUUAUCAUGCUUACAAUACUUGCACAUCACACACAACACUGUUGCCCAACUUAUAACCAAAUUCAAAUAGACUGCGGACCAACCGAGAAGUGGACAUCCACGAACAUCCACCAACGAAGGCACAACCGACGUGGUGCUGGCAUACAUAGUCCAUUAUGUAUGGAGACUUUUGGAACAACCUGUAUAUUCCCCCCAAAAAAUAAUUUACUACAAAUCAACGACAGACAAACAAACAAACAAAAAAUAACAAUAAAAUCUGGAUUAAAAAACCUCUGGUGUUUCUAAAGUUUUUUUCUGAAACACUAUCCCAGAGGUUAAGAUAAUUCUUUAUUGUCUGAAUUGUGGGUAAUCAGGAUGAACAGUGCCUCAGAUGAGUGAAGCACUCAGAAUGGACCAGGAUGCUUCAAGACAUCAGAAAAAUCUUUGAAGCAAAACAAUUUGGAUCUUUAUAGUUUUUUUUUAUACUUUGUAGUCAAGCCAAACUUAAAAGGCAAAUGU
Ictalurus punctatus (channel catfish) is the source of this 1490-nucleotide messenger RNA. RefSeq lists its product as uncharacterized. The coding region runs from base 117 to 944 and encodes 275 amino acids. The record is from RefSeq and is a predicted model, not a curated record. The transcript has 8 exons. NCBI's taxonomy places the organism in Eukaryota, Metazoa, Chordata, Actinopteri, Siluriformes, Ictaluridae.